AUUAUCAUUAUACAUAAAUAUAAUAAUAUCAUAGUACAUUUCGACUAUUACUAUUAUUACUAUUAUUACGUUAUUCUGCCAUUCUGGCCGCUGCGAUAAAGUUGAGCAACAGGUUGUUGUUUUUUUUUCUUUUCUGCGUGUCUUGCGUUUUGAGUUGCAAGUUGUGUUCUCAUUUCUUUAUCCGAAUCGCAUGACGAUGAACGUAAACAAUAAUCAUCGUCGUUGAAAACGAAUGCUAUGAGUUUCUCCAGUCAGAUAUUUCGUUCGCCGGAGUACACGAGCUUCAGGUGCAACGUGCCUCUCAAGCAGAUCAUAUUGGACGAUACCGGCACGAAUAAGGGAUGGAGAGUGUACGAUACGGGUCCUCGUUCAGUCGAGACCCCAUUGGUGUUCUUGCAUCCAGUGAGUGGACGAGCCGAAGUUUUUUUCAAACAGUUACUAACGCUCAGUUCUAAAGGCUAUCGAGUCAUAUCAGCUGAAAAUCCUCCUUAUUGGAGUGUUACUGAAUGGUGUGAGGGAUUCAUGCAACUGUUGGAUCAUAUGGAUAUUAAACAAGUGCAUUUAUUUGGUGCUUCAUUAGGUGGAUUUUUGGCUCAAAAGUUUGUAGAGUUUUCUACAAUUGUACAUCAACCUAGAGUUGUAUCACUAUUCUUAUGCAACUCUUUUACUGAUACAUCAAUAUUCAAAUAUAAAGAUGCUGCUGUUUUGUUUUGGAUUUUACCUGCAAUAGUGCUCAGAAAAAUGGUGUUAUCAAAUUUUUCAUCUAGAGAAACAUUUUACGAUACGCGGAUAAUGGAUUCAAUAGAUUUCAUGGUCGAACUGAUUGAAUCAUUAUCACAGGCUGAUCUAGCAUCUCGUUUGACCAUAAACUGUUUGAAUAGCCGYGUUAAUACAUCAUUGAUGAGAGGUUUAAAAAGUGUCACCCUUAUGGAUGUAUUUGAUGACUAUGCCUUAGGUUCGCCCAUUAAGGAAAAAAUUUACCAGGAAUAUCCGGAUGCUAAACUGGCUCAACUCAAAUCUGGUGGUAAUUUUCCAUACUUAAGUCGCAGUGAUGAAGUUAAUUUACACUUGCAGUUACAUUUGAGAAAAUAUGAUGGUACUCCUUAUAGUGCAAGUGACAACAUUCCUAAUACAGAAUAAUUCAAAUAGUGUAUCACAAAAAAACUGCUCAAUAUUAUUUAUACAUUAUUACUGACCAAUUUGCUGAACAAGUCUGUUGUGGAACAAUUUGACCUAUUUAUAAAUGCAAAGUAUCAAAAAUUUUGAAUUUUAUCUCAAUUAGAUAUUUUUUUAAGUCAAAACCUGUUGAAGACUACUAAAAUAUGUACUACACUUWAUAGAGUAUUUAAAUUAAAUUGAAAUGUGUGCUACCAAAAAUCAUAUUUUAUAGUUUUGGUGCUAACCACCUUUUAAAUGAUUAAAUAAUACUAAAAUUAACCACAAUGUCAAUACAUUGUAUUGUUCAAAAUUAAUUCUUAAACAGCAUUUUAUAUGUACAUAAUUUCUCUGCGUUGUAUUGAUUUAAA
This is a messenger RNA of Diuraphis noxia (Russian wheat aphid), 1526 nucleotides long. Its product is annotated as maspardin-like. NCBI's taxonomy places the organism in Eukaryota, Metazoa, Arthropoda, Insecta, Hemiptera, Aphididae. The record is from RefSeq and is a predicted model, not a curated record.